GGAAGGACGCCCGCUACCGGCCAACACCGGUAAUUGCUCUCAGCGCGUUGUUUACCCCUCAGACCUGACACCCUGGAACCAGGGGGUCUGAUGCAGGGUUUCAGGAUCAAGAUCAUUUAUUUUUAUGAGGACAUGAAGUUAAUUGGCCGAGCUGAUUAAGAGACCAAUCAAGAGUUUUAUUGAGCUCGGGAUCUCACAAUGAGAUUAUUUAUGCUAAUCAAGUAGACGUCACUUCCGCCCCUUUUAUUUGCGCCAUUUUGGAUCGGGCAGCUUCUCGGCUGGAUGUGUAUUGUCUGUCAGAGAGGAGAAGAGGCAAAGCGUUAUCUGCUGCUGGGCACUAAUAGGCAGACUUUUGGUCCUUUAUUUUGGGUCAGCUUCCCCAACACCGGGACAGAGCUCUGUCCUCAAACACGACCAGGAAUGGAGGUUCUGGUUCUCUGAUGAGUGUCGGAGGCUUUCUGUUCCCCGACCACAGGGAGGAAGACAGCCCGAGUCGGAGAGGGGGAGUCUGGUUUGGAGGAUAGAGAGACGGCCCCGGCUGCCUGGUCCCACAUCUACCCAACGACGCCUAGCUGUCACCUGAGAAGAUCCAGACCUCUACAGAGAGACCUGACUGGAGGAGAGAGUGUGGACACGUCGGCUCUGUCCCCCUGAAGUGACACCUUUCAGUCAGCCGGAGCUCCUGGAUGUGAAAGCAGGCGGACAGGAUGUUCCAGCUCCCUGUCAAUAACCUGGGCAGUCUGCGGAAAGCAAGAAAAAAUGUUAAAAAGGUCCUCGGAGACAUCGGCUUGGAGUUCUGUCGAGAUCACCUAGAGGACUACAAAGAUUAUACCCCUCCAGACGUGUAUAUAAAGCACACUAACUGGGAUGAUGUGUGCAUGUGGGAACCCUCACAUACCAAAGUCCAGGAAUACAGAUCAAAACCAUUCUGCUGCACCGGCUGCCUCUUCUCAUCCAAGUACUUCUCUGCAUACAAGAGCCACUUUCGCAAUGUCCACAGCGAGGACUUUGAGAACAACAUCCUGCUCAACUGCCCCUACUGCUGUUACAAUGGCAACAAAAAGACUCUGGAAACACACAUCAAACUUUUCCACAUGCCAAAUAACGCUGUGCGGCAGGGCGCUGGUGGAAUGGUGGCAGGAGCUGGAGGGAUCAUGAUGAAGGAUGGGAUGCUGAAGAGGACCGGGGACAGUGUGGAACAGGCUGUGUACUACUGCAAGAAGUGCACCUACAGGGACCCUUUGUACAAUGUGGUGCGAAAGCACAUCUACCGGGAACACUUCCAGCAAGUAGCCCAGCCCUACAUUGCAAAACCAGGAGACAAGACAAAUGCUCAGAACGGUGGCACAGCAGGAGCAGCAGGGGAUACUAAAACAAACAAUGUUAACAGUAACCAGAUUCACUGCAAGAAGUGUCUGUUUGUUCCAAGGACCUAUGAGGCACUUGUUCAACAUGUCAUUGAGGAUCACGAACGCAUUGGCUACCAAGUGACUGCCAUGAUAGGACACACCAGUGUGAUAGUCCCCCGCCCCAAACCCAUCAUCAUGAGCCCCCCGAAAACCCUGGGUGACAAAACCAUCAUUGGGAUGGGUCCUAAGGGGGCUGUAAUGGCCACUACCAGGACGCCUGGCUCACAGCUGAGUCGAGUUGUCAUCCCAACAAAGACGGGCUUCAACUCUAGUCUUUUAUCUGGGUUGAAACACGAUGCAGUCAGAUUAAAAGCAGGGAGCACCCAGCCCUUUUCUAUCGGCGGCCAGCAGGUCAGGGUUACUUUACCAGGCAAUGCCCAGGUCUCCAUGCCCCAGCAGUCACAUGCAGCAAAGCAGCUUAUUUCUGGUGGCAACCUGCGGAGUCAAGUUGUGGUCAGUGCCUCUUCCUCACUCAAAUCCAACCCUCUGGGCUCACGUGUCCAGGCGGCAGCUACUACAGUAGCUUCUGUCACAGCUAAGAAAGGUGGCUCCUCAGUUCUCGGCACAUCUUACACACAGAAAUGGAAAAUCUGCACAAUCUGUAACGAGCUCUUCCCAGAGAAUGUGUACAGUGCUCAUUUUGAGAAGGAGCACAAAGCAGAGAAGGUGCCUGCUGUGGCCAACUACAUCAUGAAAAUCCACAACUUCACCAGCAAGUGUCUCUACUGCAACCGCUAUCUCCCCAGUGACACGUUGUUAAACCACAUGCUGAUCCACGGUCUGUCAUGCCCACACUGCCGCGCAACCUUCAAUGAUGUUGAGAAGAUGGUGGCUCACAUGAGACUAUCCCACCCGGAUGAGAGCGUUGGCCCGCGCACAGAUUCUCCCUUGACCUUUGACCUCACUCUGCAGCAGGGUAGUCCCAAAAAUGUUCAGUUGAUUGUCACUACCUACAAUAUGAAAGAUGCCCCGGAGGAGUCUGUGGCAUUUCACGCUCAAAACAACAACACCACCUCUGUCCCGUCGGCCUUAUCUGCUUCCCUUUUAUCAGGAAAGAGGUUAAUGCCUCAACAUCCACCCAAAGCACCACCUUUAGCGACUGCUGACAGUGCACCAACCAAGAGUCUCCCUCAGGCAUCAGUGCCCUACAAGAGGGAUGUGGGCAAGACACUUUGUCCUCUCUGUUUCUCAAUCCUCAAGGGCCCAAUCUCUGACUCACUGGCCCACCAUUUGAGAGAGAGGCACCAGGUGAUUCAAACAGUCCACCCUGUGGAAAAGAAAUUGACCUACAAGUGUAUUCACUGCUUGGGGGUUUACACAAGCAACAUGACUGCCUCCACCAUCACACUUCACUUGGUGCACUGUAGAGGUGUAGGGAAAUCUCAGAAUGGGCAGGACAGUCGGGUAGCUCAUUCUCCUCGUGUCGGCCAGAACCAGAGCAGCUCUCUUAAACGGGCCAGCUUUGAUAACUCUGACACAAGCGCACCAAAACGGAGGAGGCCUGGACCUCCUGGGGAACGGGCCCAUCCACGAGAUUAUAACGGUCCAUCCUCAUACAUAGAGAACUCGGAUGAACCUGUAACUCUGGCCCUCGACCCCAAAGGACAUGAAAACGAGUCGUAUGAAUCCAGAAAGGCAUUUCUGACUCAAUAUUUCAAUCUAGCGCCGUAUCCCUCACAGCGGGAGGUAGAGAAGCUAGCAGCCAAUCUGUGGCUGUGGAAGUCAGACGUCUCGAGCCACUUUGUCAACAAAAGGAGGAAAUGUGUUCAGGAAUGCGAAAUCCAAAAUGCUGACGUGUUGCUUGGGUUCAGUAUGCAUGAACUCGCAAAAGUAAGACACGAGUUAGCGCUCGCCCAGGACAGCGUGUUAGAAGGCAGAGAGAACAAGAGGCGGACAUCUAGAGCACACAUGGGGUUGUCAGAGCAGGCUCUACAGAGACAUAAAGAGCUUGUUGCUGCUAACGGUGGCGUGGCCCCACCAAGAAAAGGACAGCUUGUUGUGGAAGGUACUAAAGCAACCCAAUCUGCCCCCAAACCCAACAGUGCCAGCAGAGACCAAACCAAGACAAUCAACAGCACCUUACCACAGAAAAUGCCUCUAGACCUUUCUGAGCCCAUCGCCAUCGACUCUGACAGUGAUGAGGAAGAGCAGCAGAGGGAUAACGAGGAGCGAGCGGGAGAGGUACAUCUCCAUGGUAACCAACAGCUUACUGGAGCUAAAGAGAGGAGUGAGUCAAGGACAGGGUCUAAGAUAGUUUCAGAUCUAGAUGAUUUGUCAGACGACGACGAUGAUGACGAGGAGGACGAUGAUGAAGAGGAUGAUGAUGACGAGGAGGAGGAGGAGGAGGACGAAGGGGGCCAUGUAGAGAAUGGAUUUGUGCUCACAGAAGGGUCAGGAGGACUGGCCGCUAAAGGAAGAGACACUCUGCCCAUCAUUAUUCCUAAGUUUGUACCAUCGUCUGCGAGAAGUGGGAGGGACAGAGCCCCGCUGGGCAAACAGCAGGUCUGACCCUUAGAAUCCAAAAGACUCACACGGUCAGAGAGACACUUUAAGUCUGAUCCAUGCCAACAAAUCUGCCUCGCUCGAACUGAAGGGUAAUGCCUGGUCACACCGGGUGUUUGUGAAGGAGGGAGUAAUGAGAGACCUCAAUUUGAGUCAACACAAAACAAGCCAUCCAAUGACAUUUACAGGCAGGACUCAACAAGCAGCUAAGGUUGAUGUAGAGAUUUGUAAACAAAGUUUUAAUGCAUCUCCUCCAGUGUGAGGGGAGGUGCAGAGACAAAAGUGAAGUUACACCAAACAAAUAGAAAGUUUUUUGCCUUCUAUAUUCUUUAUUACAUUGAGGUGAGGACUUAUUAUUGUUGAUUCAGCCGCUGAACUUCUAAGAGUGGCUCAAAAUAUUGACUUGUUGUGAGGUGAAGCUUUUGAGCUAUCCAUCAAUUUUUCCUUCUGCUAAGAUGGGUCAUGUAAAUUUGUACAGUCUUUUAGACGUGUUUGGACACAUGUUGCCGUACAUGUACCCUUAAAUAUUUGCUAUUACCUAUGUGUAAGGUAGCCUCAUAUGUUCUACAUUGGUAUGCUUAACGAUAGGUGUUGCUUUGGUGGCUGGUAUUAAUUUUCCAUGUUUAAGUUUAUUUUUUGACGAAAACUUAGUUUUUUUGCAAAAUAAUAUAUCUAUAUAUAAAUAAAAUAAUGGAGUUGAUUUGAUUUUGCUUUUAACUUGAUUAGAUUUAUUUUUUUAAUUUGACUUUUCUAUGGUUUGGUUCUGACAGAAUACAGGCGCUCCUGGCUCCUUUCAUCAUCUUUCUGCAGCCUUAAGCUUGCUAGCCUUGACUCUACUGUUCUUGCUCUCUGUUUUCAGUUGAAAUAGUUCAUUUGCCCCCAAGGCUGGACAGUAACCACAAUACUGACAUUCACAAAAAGUGAAAGCCUUUUUUUUUUUUCCAAAAAGAGAAUUGUGUUCAAUAUGUGUUCUUUGAAUUGUGCAUAUUUGUUUUGUUUCCAUUUUUCACUUACGCAUUUAUGAACAAUAAAGUGCUGUAAUUGUGCUUCUCACUGAA
Notolabrus celidotus (New Zealand spotty) is the source of this 4969-nucleotide messenger RNA. RefSeq names its product activity-dependent neuroprotector homeobox b (gene adnpb). NCBI's taxonomy places the organism in Eukaryota, Metazoa, Chordata, Actinopteri, Labriformes, Labridae. The transcript is spliced from 4 exons. Gene Ontology annotation, cellular component: nucleus. Gene Ontology annotation, molecular function: DNA binding. Bases 708 to 3917 code for a protein of 1069 amino acids. The record is from RefSeq and is a predicted model, not a curated record. Gene Ontology annotation, biological process: regulation of gene expression.